Malassezia vespertilionis is the source of this 501-nucleotide messenger RNA. RefSeq lists its product as uncharacterized. Bases 1 to 501 code for a protein of 166 amino acids. NCBI's taxonomy places the organism in Eukaryota, Fungi, Basidiomycota, Malasseziomycetes, Malasseziales, Malasseziaceae. Gene Ontology annotation, molecular function: GTP binding; GTPase activity. Gene Ontology annotation, biological process: regulation of endocytosis. The transcript is spliced from 2 exons. The record is from RefSeq and is a predicted model, not a curated record. Gene Ontology annotation, cellular component: endosome.
AUGGUGGGCCCUGCGUGGGAUUAUAUAUUAAAGUUUAUCAUCAUCGGCGAUACGUCGGUCGGAAAAUCUUCUUUGCUUGUGCGUCUCACGGAAGAUCGAUUUCUUGUCGAUUCCGAUACGACGAUCGGCAUUGAAUUUGGAUCGCACAUUGUCGAACUUGGUUCGGGAGAGCGUUUGAAGCUGCAGAUUUGGGAUACAGCUGGGAGCGAACAGUUUCGGAGUGUACCUGGGUGUCUUAUUGUUUUCGACGUGACAGAGCGCGCCACAUUUGAGCACAUCCCUGUUUGGCUGCGCGAUGUGCGCGAGCAAGCACAAGAGAAUGUAUCGAUUGCGCUUGUAGGCAAUAUGACCGAUUGCGCCACAGAUGAGCGCGCCGUAUCGCUCGCCGAAGCGAUGGGUUUUGCAAAUGAGCAUGGGUGCGUGCGCGCCACUGCUGACUCCAGACUUUUGUACCGUGAGACCAGCGCUAAAACGGGCGAGGUGCGUGCUGCUGCUAUCUAA